Molecule: messenger RNA, 2448 nt
Organism: Stylophora pistillata
Lineage: Eukaryota; Metazoa; Cnidaria; Anthozoa; Scleractinia; Pocilloporidae
Product: galanin receptor type 1
Biological process (GO): G protein-coupled receptor signaling pathway
Cellular component (GO): plasma membrane
Molecular function (GO): G protein-coupled receptor activity
Source: RefSeq, a predicted model, not a curated record
ACAUUUUCCGAAACACUAAAGUGUUCUUUAGACUUGAAGGAUUUUUAACAAUGCACGUUAUUCAAAAAGGUACGUCCUUAAAGUACAUGUUCAAAAAUUGUUAUGAUGUGUUUGAAACUUAACCAAGACUCGUGCAUUAUGUGUAUAUAUAACCGCCGGCAAUGACGCGCCUUUGGUUAUCAUUAAUAAUGUGGCUGGCUGUAGCAAAAUCUUCCCACACAGAAGGCUAAUUGGUACAUUUCUCAUAACAGGUUGCAGACACUGAAUACUAUUGAUAUCUGUUUUCUAUGUCAAAACUUCAUCUUGCCAAGGACAUAUAGUGUUCCAAGUUUUCACGUCAAGUUGAACGGAAAAGUGAAUUCCUGUUUAUGCAGUAGUACUGGGAGGGUGAAGUUGUGAAAAAGCCACGAAUUGAAAGACUCGUGCAUUAUGUGUAUAUAUAACCGCCGGCAAUGAUGCGCCUUUGGGUAUCAUUAAUAAUGUGGCUGGCUAUAGCAAAAUCUUCCCACACAGAAGGCUAAUUGGUACAUUUCUCAUAACAGGUUGCAGACACUGAAUACUAUUGAUAUCUGUUUUCUAUGUCAAAACUUCAUCUUGCCAAGGACAUAUAGUGUUCCAAGUUUUCACGUCAAGUUGAACGGAAAAGUGAAUUCCUGUUUAUGCAGUAGUACUGGGAGGGUGAAGUUGUGGAAAAGCCACGAAUUUGAAAGAUCUCUCCGGAAAAAUAUCCACAUAUUGGAAAAGGUUUUUAUAAAGAGUUUCAGCUAGCUUGAAUUUAAAACGGAACUCUUGCAAAAUGGCUGAGGGAGUUGCGAUAAACCAGAAUGUCUCGGUUGAUACAGGGACCCAAACCAGUUCUGGAUCAACAUUGUUGUUAAUCCGCUCGUACAGUGAAGCACGAAAACUCUUUGCUCUUUCUCUGUCUAUCAAUUUACUCCUCAUUGUGUUGGCGUUAACUGUCAACGCGUUCAUAUGCUACAUCAUGAUUCGUGGGAAACGGUACAAAAGAAACAGGUCCAAUCUAUUUAUCACGCAUUUGUCCAUGGUGGAACUAGUAUAUCGCUUGCUUAUCUUUCCCUUUCUUAUUUACCUUGCUGUUCCAUCAUCAGGAAUACAGAGUUUCCAUUGUAAAGUUGUAUCAUUCUUUUUAAGAACUUCUGCAUCAGCCAUUUUCGUCAGUCUGGUUGCCAUCGCUGCAGAUCGAUAUCACAGCAUUCUCCAUCCACUCAAGAACUUAAAAUCAAAACAAAAGCCCACUCUGCACAUUUGUGCUGUUUGGGUGUAUGCUGCAAGCGUGUCAAUCCCAAUUGUUGUCAGCGAGAGAGCUGUUCCGGUUGUAGAGAUCCCCGAAGCUCGAGGUAUGAUUUGCGACGAUUGUGCCAACAAGAUGCUGUGUGAUACUCCUCAAAACUCGCUGGGUCGAUUUUCAGCUACGUUGUAUUUUCUUCUGGGACUUGGUAUUCCACUGGCCGUUAUUAUCUGGUUUUACACCAAAGUAGUCAUCUUUCUGCAUAGUAGAGGCAAGAAUGGAAUGAUGCACAAAGUAUACGCAAGGUCAAAGUCCAAAGCAGUACGAAUGCUCAUAAUAACUGCAUUUGGGUAUGUGCUGUCUCUUGGUCCUUAUGUUGUUGUGGCAAUGCUGAGAUCUUACGGACUAUUCAACGAAACUCCAUUUGGUAUCAUGCUUCUAAUUAAUGGGCUGGUCGAUUUUGCCUCUUAUACAAGUUCACUGGUAAACCCUUUGAUUUAUUCUUAUUACAAUGGAGAUUUUCGAAAGGAAAUCGUGCGGCUUUGUGGUAGAAGUAAAGGUAGAAAAGUAUCCUAUACGGUGUCAUUUGAUAAUUCAAAAAUGAAUAAUUAAACACAUUUGGAUCCUUUUCUUUCUUGAGAAAGACAGCAAUGGUUGGCACAGUUUUAUUAAACAGUUGGUUAGUUCUACAUCGCAAGGGUUGAAAACAUUGCCAAUAAAUUAAACAUUGGCAGGACUUGGACCCUAUGCCAGCCGUGGAAUUAAAGGUUUCUAAAUUUGUGAAGCUUUGCAUGCGCUUUGCAACCGUCAUGAGAACGAAGCAAUGACAAGUUGGCCUAGGAUUAUUUAAUUUCGGAAAACUUAGAACUUCAUCGAUGGCAUCUAUUUCAGAUGCGCGUAAAUAGUGUAUUAUUGAUAUUAUUUCGCCAGAAGAGGGAAGCAGUUUUCAUUGUAAGCUAAAACAUUACGUGUGGUUCUCACCGUCGAUUAAGGGCGUUCAUUGGUUGGUCGAUAUCGCUAGUCAAUUAAACCAAUCUAUCAAAUCUUUAUUUGUAAGGUUUAAUUAACUUACACGAAUUGUGUCAUAGCAACUACUGAUAUGACUGUAUAACCAUAGAAUUUUACAGGUAAAUCUGAUAGAUUAGAGGUCUCCAAGUACGCUAUGUCUUUCAAGUUUUAGAUGUAAUUGAAAAUUGUUC